Molecule: messenger RNA, 3111 nt
Organism: Rotaria socialis
Lineage: Eukaryota; Metazoa; Rotifera; Eurotatoria; Philodinida; Philodinidae
Source: the annotation of a GenBank genome assembly
AUGAUGAUUUUCUAUUGUUAUUCUCCAGAUUAUGUGAAUUUUGAUGAGAAUGAUUUCCAAUAUGCGACUGAUCGAUUGCCUGAAAUAGAAAAUAAACUGGUCAGUGACGGUUACGUUCGAAUACAAUUUUGCGAGAAUGAUCUACCGACUAGUCACAAUGAGAUCAAAGAAAUUGAAGAGUUUUUUGUUGAUUUUAUCACAAAAUUGGGCUGUGAAUGUUUGACUCAUAAUGCCGACGAGAAAUCGUUCGUGUGGCACGUACGACCAAUGGCAUGCACCCCGGAUAUUGAUUCAUCAUUGGCACGCUCUCACACUGAUCAUGAAUUUCCAUUUCAUACUGACUGUUCGUACGAAUCCAAUCCACCCGAAUACAUGGCAUUGCUUGUUCUAGAGCAAGAUCAAUUAGGAGGUGGACAAUUCGAAGUCAUUCAAAUGUCAGAUGUUAUUAAGCUGCUAUCUGAAGAAAGUAGAAAGAUUUUAGCAGCAGAAGAUUUUAAAAUCUCUGUUCCACUGGAAUUUCGCAAGGCGAAAGAUGUUGAUCACAUCUACGGAUCAAUUAUGCUCGAUCACCAUCAAGUUCGUUAUCGACCAGAUAUUCUUCUCGGUCACAAAUGUCACGCAUUGGAUGAACUCGAAUCGAUCAUAAGUCAAGUUCCAAAACAUAUACCAAAAUUAGAAAAAUACACCAUGAUUCUGUUGAAUAAUCGAAAAUAUCUUCAUGCUCGUACGAAAAUUCUUGAUCCACGUCGUCAUCUGCUUCGUAUUCGAUUUAACAGAAGACUCCCAUACAAUAUUUUCUCUAUCUACAAUGAAGCUAAAUUACGAUCCGAAUACUUGACGUUACCAAACACUUUGCUUGAUUAUUUUCAAGACCAACAUAGCCGCUUGUACAAAACCUUGAAACUAAUUAUUCAACAAUAUAAUCAGACGACAGAAGUGGGUGCUGAAAUUCGACGUACAUUUCAAUUCGAACCAAAAAUUCAUGAUAUUCUUUGUGAAUUGAAUAUCCACCGUCCAGAGUUUGUUAUGGGCAAUUAUCGACCAGAUAUUCUGUUCACCACAGGACAUCGUUUCCGUAUGAAUGGUAAACUUCGAUUUGAACCAAAAAUAUGUGAAAUCAAUGCUAGGUUCGCAUGGAAUGGAUAUUUGCUUGCAGCAGCAAUCUGCCCAGGUGACAAUGAAAAUCAAAUUUCAGUGAACUUUGACACCAUGCUCAACACUAUCUGCGAAUCGUCUCAAUUCGAUACAACAAAAUCCAUGACGAUUCUAAAAUCAAAAGAACAUGGCUUUGAUAUACAUCUAUUUCAGAAAUACUGGAUCAAUAAAUAUCAUCAAAACUGUUGUAUAAUUCAUCCUGAUCAAUUGCAUGUUGUCGAUGGACAACUAUUUGAUCAAAAUGAGGAACAUCCAAUUCAACAAAUGAUUUUAGAAUUACAUCAAGAUGAAAUCUUGGCAUUACCCGAAGAUAUUGUUCAUAGCUUAAUUCAUAGUAGUCAAAUACGAUACAUGAACGAUCUGCGAACAAUUUUUCUUGUUCACGAUAAACGAAUGUUCUCUCUUCUGUCUAAUCAAGCAUUUUUGAAUGCACUCUGGCAAACAGAUUAUGAUCAAACAAAGAUUUUGACACAAUUGAUACCUACGACUUACGUUAUCGGUCAAAUGCCAUCUUAUGUCCGAGAAUGUGUUCUCGCGAUGAAAAACAACUGGUGUAUAAAACCGAAUCUUGGAGGCAAAGGAGAAAAUAUGAGUAUAGGCACUGAUGUUUCCAAAGAAGAUUGGUCUCAUCUAUUGUUCGAUCCAAAUCAUCAAGAAUGGAUUGUUCAACAAUAUCAAGAAUCAGUUCAAUACACUUCCAUGAAUCUAUCUGGGAUGUUAUUCUGUUGCAAUGAUCACUGUUUCAAUAUUGGACCUAUUCGACUAUCGCCGAACAAAAUUGUCAAUAUUUGUAAUGGUGGUUGCUUUAUUCGACCUUUUGUUCAUCGGCGACAUGUUCAUUGUUCGGCAGAAGGUGAGAUCCUCACCAAAACCAAACUACACGAACAGCUGCAACUGUUCAGAUUGACUCAUCAACAAUGGAAUCAAAACAUUUAUUUCUCAUCAUCUGGUGGCAGUGGAGGAAAGCGAUUGUUCUUCGCCACGGAUAUUCAAGAGAAUCAACGACAACGAGAGAUUUUAGUCGACAUGAUGCUUGCACAGAAUGUUCUCUCCGAGACAGAUGUGUGUCUCAAUCUAUUUCAUUCUAACAAUAUCUAUCGCUCGCUAGAAAUUUUCAAUGAUUUCUGUUCACUGGCCAAUUGUACCGUGUUACCAAUGGGUUCCGAUGCAGAUGAUGCUAAAAUUCUCCAGAUCAUUGAUUACUUUCGGCCCAAUGUCAUUAUGGGCUCACCCUAUCGGCUCAUGCAGUUAGCUCUAUUUAUCGAAGAACAUCGACAGUCGAAUGAAAAGUUUCAUUUCGAAAAAAUUUUCUUCGCUUGUGAGCCACUGGAUAAUCUCAAACGGGAUUAUUUCAAACGUAUCUAUAAUUGUUCCAUGUGUUUGGGUUUUUAUGGAUCAGCUGAAACAGGUGUCUUUGCUUGUCAAACACCCGCUCAUGCCACGACUCAAUUGUAUAUGUAUCCGAAAGAAUUAGUGCAAGUUGAAAUUGUCAAUAGGCAAAUUAUCGUAACUAAUGUUGUUCGACGACGCAAUCAACUGAUUCGAUUCAAUACUAGCGAUCUCGGUCGAUUAAUACCAACGCAAGACAACGAAAAGUAUGGAUUGGUCGAAGUUCAGCAAAGUCAACGAUUAAUAAACCUAGCUCCUGCUGCGAUUAUGAAGUCUGACGUCGAAGAAUGCAUGAAUCAGUUUGAUCUCAUCGAAUGGCAAUUGAUUAUAGAGAACGAUCCACGUGGCAACAAUCGAACAAUGCUGACAUUUUACUAUGUUGAAAAGACAAUCAUGUCCAGUGAAUAUUUGAAAACUUGCGUAGGAACUUAUUUAAAACAAUGCUUAGGUAGUUCAUUUCCAAUUGAAGAUUCGUUUAUUAUUCGAUUUGAACCAAUUUUGUACCAGGCAUUAAUUCGGGAUCAGACAUCGAACAAAUUAUUGAAAAUAAUAGAUAGGCGAUUCUAG